Molecule: messenger RNA, 1395 nt
Organism: Triticum urartu
Lineage: Eukaryota; Viridiplantae; Streptophyta; Magnoliopsida; Poales; Poaceae
Product: NEP1-interacting protein 2-like
Source: RefSeq, a predicted model, not a curated record
GAAAGCGGCAUGCUGAUGCCUGAGCGAUGUCUCUGGUGCUGUCUCUAUACGUGCCUUGAUUUUGACACGGCAUCCUCCUCCUGCUGACCUGCUCUAAUUACAAUACAUUCAUUCAUCACCAGCUUGAUUAGUUCCAAGUUCCAACCCACACAUACUAUUACUAGUACGGAGUAGUGCACGUAGCUAGCAUCAGUCGGCUGCGUGUCGUUUCGUGUCACCGCAUCAGUAGUGCAUCCCUUGUUAAUUCAGUUUAGCAGAAUCUAGGUCUGGACGCGGACGGGCAACGGCAUUUUCAUUGCUCUCGUCACUGCUCAAACUCUGACCGGAACGGGGAUUGGAAUUUGGAUCAUGUGGCAGCACGCACAGGCACGGCUCGCUAGCUAGCUAGCUACGCAAUCCUACUGCUGCGUCAGUUAGCUUGUACGUAGGAGUAGGAGCUUCUUCUUGCCGACUCUUCGAUCGCCGUAUCCAGGCAACAUACAGGCACGCUCCAGCCCAGGCGAGUUGUCACGAGGACACCAACCAAACUGGCUCUGAAGUACUACGUGGCCUGGCCUCCCCCUCCCCUCGAUCAAGUGAAGCCUGAGGUUUUGUGGCUAUCAUAUCAGAGCGGAUCAGCGAUUGCUUUGCUCGCUGCCGUUCUUCGAUCCCUCUGGCCGGUGGAUGGUGAUCACGCGGGUGGCCGUCGGGCUGCUGCGCGCCCUCGUCGCCGGUGUCUUCUGGGCGGCCGGCACGGCGGUGGGCGCCGCGUACGGCCUCCUGUCAGCCGGCUUCGUCGACGACUACGAGGAGGACGGGUUCAUGCAGGGGACGCUGCUGGGGGCGGUCGCCGGAGCGCUCGUGUCCCUCGACCUCGCCGGCUCCCUCCUCACCAUAUGGUGCCGCUGCCGCCAAGACGACCACCGCUCCACCGGGCGAAUCAAGCGCACCGUCGGCGCCGUUGUUGCGCUGACGGCUCUCGCCGACCCGCACUACUCCGGUCGCGGUGACCUCGUCGUCCUCUCGCCCAACCAGCCGGUGAUCACGGGGACGAAGGACGCCGUCGUGGUGGUCACUAAGGACACCGCCGGGCAGAGCACCUGUCCCCACAUGCUCCCACGUUUUCCACACCGUCGGGGCGGCGAGCGCGCGGGGAGGCUCCGCGCAUGCUCCCACGUUUUCCACGUGGGCUGCAUCCGCAGGCCGCACUGCCCCAUGUGCCGCCGUGCCGUCAGCUAGCACGCCUCGCAGCAAACGGACUUGUUUUAAUUCCCUUUGGACAGACAGAAAGAAUAGGAGUCUGCAUGUGUCAAUUUGUAAAUUUCAGAUGUUUUUGGCGAUUUCAGUCGGUGGUCACUGGAUGUGAUCUUACCCUGGCCUGGGAAAAACCUCUCAACUUUCUUUCAAAGCUGUCUU